Molecule: messenger RNA, 4066 nt
Organism: Astrephomene gubernaculifera
Lineage: Eukaryota; Viridiplantae; Chlorophyta; Chlorophyceae; Chlamydomonadales; Astrephomenaceae
Source: the annotation of a GenBank genome assembly
CUUUACUACGUACUGCAUAUCGCCCAAAGUGGCGUUUGGCUAGGCGCGCUGCCUUGCCAUCUACGCUGCCGCUACGCGUGCCACUAGGAGUUUUACAGUGAUCAGACCCAAUACGACUUCAGCGAAGGUAACACACGUAUAGGAUGAAUCUCCGGUUAUUACUCUUUGCUAUGCUGCUUGUCGCUGGUCCACUGCCAAGGGGAACGAUGGCGGGAAAGCGGAAGAAGAGUCCCCCGCCACCUCCGCCACCCCCGCCAUCAAAGAAGCCGAAUAUUAUCCUAAUCCUUACAGAUGACCAGGAUUAUGUGAUGAAUUCUACACAUCCGUAUUACCUCCCCAUGCUUCAUAAGCAUCUGCGCCUGCAAGGUACUGAAAUACCGCACUUCAUCACUUCCGUUGGCAACUGCUGCCCGAGCCGCACCACGCUGCUGACGGGUCGCCACUGCCACAACACAAAUCUUACGGCAAAUGACCCGCCAUAUGGUGGGUUUCAAGCGUUCAAAGCGAAUAAGUUGGACAAGAACUAUCUGCCCUUGUGGCUCCAGGCUGCAGGCUACCAAACGUUCUGGGUGGGCAAGGCCCUGAACGGCUUUGACAGCCUGCAGGCCGACAGGCUGGGUUGCCUGCCCGGUUGGAGCCAUCUGAUGCCCGCCGUGGCCCCGCCCACCGCGGCCUACUGGGCUGAGUUCCAGGCGUCCAUCUCGCAGCGGCCGCCCGUGUACCUGAAGUUCUAUUACACCAACUGCCAGUACUAUGAGAAGAAGACGGGCUUCCCGGACGACAACCUGUUUCAGCGUGCCUUUGAGUUGAUCGAGGACGCGACGGACAAGGGUUCACCGUUCUUCCUGAAGCUCUCCGUGUCAGCUCCCCACGACGGGCCCGUGGACAACCUCCCCCGCAUUGCUGAGCGCUUCCUGCAGGCCUUCCCAGGGCUGCAGGUUCCCAAAGGUCCCAAUUACGGCAAGCCGACCGACCCACGGUUCGAAAUCUCGAAGCAGCGGCCCCUUUGGUGGAACUUGGCGGACAGCGAUGCUCGCUACCGUGCUCGCGCGCAGUCACUGCUGGCCAUUGAUGAGAACCUGGACAAGCUAGUCACAAAGCUCGAGUGUCUGGGUAUCCUGGAUAACACGUACAUCAUCUGGACCAGCGACAACGGCUUCAAGCUGGGACAGCACAACAUCCCACAGGAGAAAUGGACCUACUUUGAGGAAGACGUGGCUCUUCCCUUCUUCAUUCGGGGUCCGGGUGUGCCUCGUGGCGUGUAUGCCAGCACGGUCCAAGCCGCCAUGGUUGAUGUGACCGCUACCAUUGUUGAUAUCGCGGGCGCUAAACCCACAGGAACGUACCGCUUGGACGGCGCACCCAUUCCCUUGGACCUCAUCUCCUCCCUCAACCCAACACCCAACAGCCCCUUCUACAACUACACGGGAGCAUAUUGGAACGCCCCAUCAGGCACCGACAUCACGGUCCUCGGUUCUCAGAUGAGUACGGACAUGUGUGUACGACAAACCCGACCACCGCCAAUGCCCCCGCAGCCGCCGCGGCCGCCCCCAUGCAAGGGCGCUGCAUGCAAGAUCAAGGGUUAUACGUCUGAUGACGAUGAUACGGAGGACUCCUUUCUGAGAACCGAUGCACUGUAUGACGUGGCCGUCCCUGUGCCAUCUGAGGCAGCAGCGACGGCAGCAGCGGCGGAGGGCGGUGUUUCCGAUAACGGAGGUAAUCGGAGGCUGAUUGCGGCUGGGGAUGUCAACAGUGGUGUGGCAGGCGGCCGACUGUCCAACUGGUCAAAUUUGGCGCUCAUCGAGCAGUGGAAGACCGGCAAGACCUAUCGGGGCAAGGACUACCGUGCGCUGAGAGCAUGCAUGCCGCCUGAUGCCGCCAUUUCGCAGUCGCCCCGGGGCAUCCUGCGUACCGGCAAUGCGUGCUACAAGUAUAUAGUGUACUGCAACAUAAAUAAUGCGUACGGCGACCUCCGUCUCAACCAAUUGUUCAACUUAACGGUCGACCAAGCGGAGGUCAACGACUUGCUGCUGAAGCUGCCACUGCCAAGUUACACGAGGCGUCUCGUUGACCGACUGGACGCAGCGUUGACCGUGAUGUCGUACUGUUCGGGAUCCACCUGCACCCAACCGUUUUCGCGAAUUCAUCCCGACGGUUCUGUUGUCAACCUGGCAGAGGCCAUGGAUCCCGCGUACGACAGCCUUUACGCUGGAUUCCAAAAGCUGGAUUUCUACAAAUGCGCCGAGUAUUACGAUCCAGCAAACGAAAUCCCGGAUCCACGGUUGGUCCCCGUUGAGUGGACGGCUCCUCCUCCCAAGGCCCCUUUGAGCUAUGCGCUUUCUUACAGCGGCUUGUCAACUGCUGCUUCUGCGUCUUCAGCUGAUACUGCAACGGAGGCGGCAACGGUAGCAACGGCCACUGCUUCAAAGGUCGUUAGGAGGCUUCGUGUGAGGGGAGGUCGUGGCUCACGUCGGGGCUCCCGGUGGCAAUAGCGGCGCACAUUACACGAUGUGGCUCGGAUAUUGGCUAUAAGGUUAGGCAGCCUUCAGGAUUGAGUUCAGUAAUAAUAAAUCUACAACACUCCUUGAAGUUCUUCUUAUGUUUGGUUGGUUACGGGAUGUAAAUCCUGCUGUUCAGUGGUAGAUGAUUUGGGUGGAAGGGUAAUGGUAGGUCGCAGGAGGAGGAGACCGGUACGAGCAGGCAGGAUGAGCGGCAACAAGCAAUCCUAGCUGUCAAUUCAUGCAGUCAUGAAAACGGGCAGUACUUGGAGGGACAUCUGUUGUUGUGCAGUGUUGUGAAGUGCGGUUUGCGUUGAAUACUCUUGUAUGUGUUGAGAAGACGGAAUCAAUCGUGCGAAGAUUUUUAGAAUCCGGUGGCUACUUUAUUGCAUGCUGUGUCAUACAAGUAACAAUUACAUGACAUGAGAUCGUACGAAAAUGCAUGCGCAAGAUUGACAGGGCAGGAUGAUUGGUAACGUGUUGAAAUUUAUUGAACAUCGUUGCCUGUCGUACGUAGAUCUCUACAAUGAUUGCCGUACCCAAAUGCUCAAUACCACCACAUUCGAUGUGCGUGGAGUUGGUACGCUGGUUGGGGCAGUUCGUUCGUUGUGUUCGGAGGUACAUUCAACCUUGUAUGUGUCUUCAGUCAACAACACGGUCGUUGUUAUGCCAGAGAAGUCGUCAUGCCAUCCUCAUGUUCAGCGAAGUAAGCAGUGCUUUGCACCUUAUUUACCAGGGGCUGGCAACCGGUCAUGCAUGAACAGGACAUGCGUGCGGUAUUUCGUUUGCUACUUCUCAACACAGUUGUCGUUCUGUAUACCUGUUACUGACGCGUGUCGAAAGCCCUUGAUGCACGUUGAAAGCACUUGAUGCGUGCACCUGCUUGGUACACAGCAUCGCAUCCAAUGAGCGAUGCUAUGUAUGCGGCUGUGUGUGCGGGAGUCUUUGUAUGUCGCGAUUUCAAACCAGGUUGGGUGGCGUAGGUGUGUUGACCUAGUUGGGACAUUUCGGCUUGCUUGCUUGUUGGGGAGCCCGCUUUGUUCGUUAAGCACAGCUGCCUGCUGUCAGGGGUUUCUGAGCCCUGUGUUUGUUUCUUUUUGCCUCUGCUGGCGCCAUUGAGGGCUGCCAUGGUAUGGCCAUCGACGCGGGAAAUAUGUUCCAGCGUUCAUUUGCGCCCUGGUUGUCGUUAUUUUGUAAGUCAUACGUAAAGCCGUCUCCGGUAGGGCGAUGUUCCUAACCAAGGGGUAACGUGCUGAUGCUUAUAAGGUUACCCGUUACCGGCUGCUAUGAAAUGCAAGGACGCAGGCAGAUGUGUGUGGCUCGCAAACACACGGGUCUCCGUGGCUGCAUUCAGCUUUGGGUAAGGAACUAAUGAUAGCGCGCGUUGUUCUAAUAUGUAAGAUGGGCAAUUAUUGGUCUUGCCGGGGCAAUGUCAAUAGCCAAGCCAUGUCAUCCCAUGUGGCGGCGUCUACACGGCUGCAAACAUUGAUGUGUGGGUCGCGUACACCAGCCGUACCUUUACUUGCAGGCAAUCAGAAUCACGUGCUUAACUGCUGAUGCGUGGGCUG